Hypoxylon trugodes is the source of this 558-nucleotide messenger RNA. RefSeq lists its product as uncharacterized. NCBI's taxonomy places the organism in Eukaryota, Fungi, Ascomycota, Sordariomycetes, Xylariales, Hypoxylaceae. The coding region runs from base 1 to 558 and encodes 185 amino acids. The record is from RefSeq and is a predicted model, not a curated record. The transcript is spliced from 2 exons.
AUGGCCUCGCAGAAUCCACCUGUCCCAGAAAAGCUUCUGCCAGCUGUGUAUCGGUAUAUCACAACGCAUGACGCCGAUGGCAAGCCCACAUUUGAGACGGGCGUGAAGGAAGAAAUUGACUUUGACCGCACGCCGAUGGGUGGUGACCUAUUCCUCGUGUACAGCGGCAUUAAAUAUCCGGUUCCCCUCGCCAACGAUUCCGAUCUCAACACGUACAAAGAACAUUGCGUCAAGAAGCCCGAGUCUUUUAUGAUCCCAGGCGGGUUCUUGUCGCGCUAUAUUGACUACCACCCUAGUGCUCCACCAUUGUGGCACCGAACUACUACCCUCGAUUUCGCUGUUGUUAUUGAGGGUCAAGUCCAGCUUGAACUUGAAAGUGGCGAGAAAAGGAUUCUAAAGAAAGGAGAUGUUGCCGUCCAGCGGGGUACUAUGCAUGCCUGGAGUAACCCUAGCAGCUCGGAAUUUGCGCGUGUUUUCUACGUUGCGCUUGAUGCCAAUGCCCCUGUAGUUAAUGGACAGGAGCUGGGCGAAUCUUUGGGGGUUGUCUCUCACAAGUAG